Messenger RNA from Dermacentor silvarum, 5243 nucleotides. RefSeq lists its product as uncharacterized. The transcript is spliced from 15 exons. The record is from RefSeq and is a predicted model, not a curated record. NCBI's taxonomy places the organism in Eukaryota, Metazoa, Arthropoda, Arachnida, Ixodida, Ixodidae. The coding region runs from base 650 to 3118 and encodes 822 amino acids.
GUAUUCGGUUUAGCAUUCGUAUCCGUGCCGUAAGUGCUAAUUUGUGUCUCUGUGUGCUGUUGAGCGACGCGUGCAGUGGCUCCGCGCGCUGUAUUUGCCGAAAUGGGAGACGUGUUUUGUCUCAUCAUACUACAAAGCGGCAACAGGCGAAAACUGAAGCUGACGACUGGAACCUACGUCGAGCUGCUGGAGAAGCUGGCCGGAAUCGUGGAAUUUGAUUCUGAAAACACCCUGGUCCAAAUAUUCGAUGCUGACCUGGACGACUUUGUAGACCUUUUGCCUGGAGAUGCAAUCCCAAACAAAGCAAAGCUGCGCGUUUUUUCAAGAAGUGCUUCAACUAUGUGCGGUGUACCAGUGUCUACCUGUGGUUUCAACGCUCCACCCGCUUGUACACCUCCUCAGGCUCCUUGUGCAAGCAAGGCAGCUUCAGUCCAUGGAGAAGGUGAUGUUUCACUGCAAGCAAGUGAUGCGGCAGGAAUUCAAGAAACCGAUGACUACGCUAUGGAGACAUCACAAUCAGUGCUCUUCAUUGAAAUACCUAGAUUGCCUGUGACCUCGUCAGACGCUGCCGUACAGACCACUGCAGAGGCUGAGAGUGAUACACCUGGGGGGCCUGGCGCCACAGCUGUGACGCUCAUGCACGUUCAAGAUGAGCCGAGUGCGGUGCUGCCCAACAGGCCGGCUGAGCGCCGGAGACGUGGUGUCAAAAGACAACACUGCACCCAGCCCUAUGGCGGGGCAUAACCGCGAUGACUGUUUCAAGUUUGAGCUGCCUCCUUCCUUCGGCAUCUCGUGCGACACCCUCUUGGAAAAUAAGCGGCCGGUCACUGCGAAAGUCAGGAGGCACAUCGUUUCGGUCCUUUUCAAGGCGUGCUGCAAAAUGACUCUAUAUCCAACAAACAGGCUGUACAAUAGAGUACUGGACUCGUUGGUGACAAAGUACCCACACGUGGUGGAAGGAAAGUAUGACAGGCGUCGCUGGUUGAUCGCCCUGAAGAGCAGGUUUAAAACUGCACGGCAAAAGCUUCCAGAGUCUACAGCUGCUGUGGAUGAAGCAAGAAAAAGGUGUGGACUCAAGCGGACACUAGCUGACGCCGAUGGCGAGCAUGCCUAUGCUCAUGCACAGCACAUGCCUGUGAGCCAGAAGUCACCUCCGAGUUCAUCAACCAACUUGCAUGUGAGCCAGGACAAGCCAAGCCAGCGGGAGUCCGGUGGGCCCGAUGACACGUCUUCUGAAGCCUUCGGGGCUGAACAUUCUCACACGUUUGAAACCACGCCUUCGGACUCUGUGGAGUCGUGCUCUGCAUCAGACUCGACUGAGUCUCGAGCCGAGAGUAAACAGCCGGAAGAAGAGGAGUCUCUGGAUUGUCCGGACUAUUCCGACGCUGUCUUGGAGGAUGUCACCGAUUCUGACCUGCUUGGAAUGUGCACCGACGAAGCGGCCUCGGAAACUCUGAUGGCAGAAGAAUGUGGCCGAGCUUCCCCAGACAAAAGAAAAAGUUGUGAAAUACCAGCAGAGGAAGUCGCGUACUACACGAGAGCGCAAGCUUCCCCAGACAAAAGUAAAAAUUGCGACGGACCAGCAGAGGAAGUCACGUACUACACGAGAGCGCAAGCUUCCCCAGACAAAAGCAAAAGUUGCGACGGACCAGCAGAGGAAGUCACGUACUACAUGAGAGCGCAAGUUUCCCCAGACAAAAGCAAAAGUUGCGACAUACCAGCAGAGGUAGUCACGUAUUACACAAUAGUGCAAGCUUCCCCGGACAAAAGAAAAAAUUGCGACAAACCAGUAGAGGAAGUCACGUACUACACGAGAGUGCAAGAUUCCCCAGAAAAAAGAAAAAAUUAUGACAAACCAGCAGAGGAAGUCGCACGCUACACGAGAUCCCAAGCUUCCCCUGACAAAAGGAAAAGUUGCGACAAACCAGCGGAGGAAGACACGUACUACACGAGAGCGCAAGCUUCUCCGGCCAAAAGAAAGAGUUGUGACGAACCAGCGGAGGAAGUCAGCCGUCAAGAGGUCAGGCCAAGCCCGCACCCAGAGGAGCAAGGGGAGAGCUCGUCUGACUGUGAACCUGACUGUGAAGAUUUCAAAUUGCCUUCGUUUGGCAUUUUUGAUGAUUUGCUCCGGAUCCAGGUGCCAGUCAACACCCUGAUGCAGCGUACCAUCAUCUCCAAGCUCUUUGAUGCUCUCUGCAAAGACACUUUGUACCCAUCAGCAUAUCAGUACGAUGUAGCCGUGCACAGCCUGUUAAAGAAGUACCCACACCUGUCGAACAUCAGGGGAGGAAAAACAGGAAAGGAGUUCUGGAGGAAGGCACUAAAAGCUAAGUUCAACACCUUUCGAACCAAAGUGGCAGGCAGUUUGUGGAAGAAACGCAAGGCUCGGAGCAAGUACGGGCAAGUAGAACCGGAUAAUGGAGCUUCACAGCACAUCUCUCGACCUCUGUACAUUGAUGUACGGCUGUCGGAAGACAAUGACGAGGCAUGUGAGCAAAGCGAAUCCGAAGCUUCUGCAGGAUCAGACAGCACGGACUACCGCAAGCAAGUGCUGGUCGCCAAGGCGAGGCAUGUCGCCGUUCGUGACAUGACAGUGGAGAAGGCCAUUUCGACUUAUCCCACGUACAGGGAAGAGUCGUCUCUGCUUGGAGAGUUCAACAUCCUCUGGAAGGCUGACAUUGCUGACUGCUUCGAGAAGGGCAUCAAGAAGCUGUUCCUCAUACUAAUGAACUGCGGCACAAACGGAGAGAUCCAGGCAAUGUCUAAGCCUGGAAACGACAUUCUGAUGGCGGUGUUGAAUGCCAUUGCCAGGAGAUGCGGGGAGAGGCUGGGUUCCAUCUUGAUCGAGGGCAACGCGCUGGCAACACCCUGCCUCGUCAUGCACGUCAACAAGAGUGUCGACGUGUUCGUCAACAGUGUCCACCUGUUCACCGCGUCAUCUCUGCUCGGAGGCCUCUGUGCACUGUUUGCCUCUUUCUGGGUGUUCCAUAUCAAAUACUCCCAGCAUGCGAAGGGCAUCCUGACGUUUCUGGAGCACGCCUUUCUCGACUUCAACUACACCACGCCGCAGAACAAAUGCGAAAGGUUCAUCAAUUUGUACAGAAGGGGAUCAUUGUAGUGUAAGUUUGUUGUCGAGUGCAACCAGAGGGGACUAUGCUGUGUUGGUGGUGCCGCAGUGCUUUAGAGAAGUUGUUAAUUUUUAAACUUUUAGUCAUUGCAAUGAUCACUGCUUGCAAAUUAGAGAUCUCCUCAAGCAAGUUUAUCUUCAUUACAUUUUCUUAUUCCCCACUCGAACGUGAUUUCAUGUUAGGCGCAGACUGGUCAUCAAGGAACCGUGACAACUAAAGCACUGUGGCAAGUUGUGCAACUCGACACAAGUGCGUUUUUAACUAGUGUGAAUGCAAUAACACAGUGGAUUAACAUAACAGUGUGGUGUGUUGUUCUGUACUCUGGGUAUCUCAAUGUUUCUUCAAUUCUGCAGCGUUUAAGUUGAAAGUGUUUUAUACGUCACCAGCAGUUUAAGAUCAAUAAGAAUGGGAAACCUACAAUUUCUUGCCAGAAUCCCGAUUGCUGAAAUUACUGUCUUUUGAAGUUAACUAACAGUGUUGGGCAGAGACUUGUAAUCAUACAAGGACAUUGAAUAAGAGGCCGAAAGAAUGAAAUGUUGUGUGCUCCUUAUUCUUUGUCCUUGACUUAAUGUGCUGCUUUAACACUGUGUUGAAGGCAGUCAAUGCCUCAAGUCACAUUGUACGUUAGCCUUGCCCUUGUUCUAAAUUUGGUCUGAGCCAGUUUUAGUUUCUUAAUCAUUCAACACGCUACCGCUCAACCGAGGUGAGCAGCACACCUUCACAUGAAUAGGUUGUCACAAGUGCCUUGAAAAACUCUUAACUUGCUGUUUUGGUAAACUGUGCUCAUUAAUGGCACCUGUCUUAACAUAGCGUGGACUGCCUUCAACCUCGAAGAGGACAGUGGAAUCUCCACUGACUGCCUAAGGAACAGUGUUCUGAAGUUGAACUGUCUGUUGGAGCCUGCGAUAUCUUGUCACUCGGUGCUUGCAAAAGGCAAGGGAUAACCUGCCCGCACAAAAACAAUACAUACUGCAUGUUAGUAUAGGCAGUGUCUGUUAGUAUAUGCGUGUUAGCAUAUGGCAGUGUCUGUAGUAUAAAGCAUGUUGCUUACACCAUUUUGUUGUGUUGUUUAUGGUGUACAUAUAUUUUUGUAAAAGCUGUGUGUACAGAGAACAGCAAAAUGCAGAAUAAGCUAUGGCGUCUUCGAGAAGUCAUAAUAUAGUGAUACACAAAAGAGAGUUUUAGAAUAGGUGCCCUAAACGUUUUGGGACCCCAAAGAAAUAGCUUCGAAGCUUCUGCGCAUGCGCGAGACGCAAACUGCGUUUAGGUUUUGCGUCGGGCAUGCUAUUUCACUGAUUUAGCAGGAGCCCCAAAAGCUGCCCCAAAAGCUUUGCAUCAAAAAACAUGGCGGCGCCCAUCGAAGCAACGGCUCGAACCGAGCGUCAGACUGUGCUCGAUUCGUGGUAAUAUGUGAAGUUCGUAAGCUAGGAGAAGUGACUGCGGUUAUCACUUUCUCUCAACUAACAUGUGUAAUGAAGAUUGAUUCAUUAGACGCCGCUGAUCCCGAAUUUGCUUGUCGCUUUCAUGGCUCGUAGGCCUAACAUGGAUUAGCUUGGCUGGUGAAGGCAAGUAAAGUUGGUUACUCAAAAUUAAGCGCAAUAAGGUAGGUGGCUUGGCCACAGGAUUAAAUUGUAAUUCAACGCAGAAACAUGAAAGUCAAAAUUACUUUUCUUAUCAUAAAAUAGUAUAGAUUAUUUUAAUAUUUAUACCAGUUUUUCUUUGACACCGUAGUGGCGUUGCAAGUGCAAGACGCUAUUCGCAAACGCAAACCCCUAUUCUAAAACUCUUCACUCCUGCAUGCCCAAACGCUAACACCCGCUAAGCUCUUUGGGGGCACCAAACUUUUGGGGCCCCUAUUCUAAAACUCUCUAAAGUCUGGAAAUGUCUUUGAGGAUUUACAGAAGCUUUUACUUCAAAACUAAGCAAUCUCCAUUACAUGUUACGAGGGCUGGCAACUUAUGUUCCAGCCAGCUUAUUCUCACAAUAUUGGCUGAUUUUAACAAUUGUGUAGUGAUGAAAUUAGUCUGUGACCUUGUGAGAAUAAACUUCAGUAGUUUGUUGUCUUUUUGACAGUGUCUGUAGUAUUUAACAAGGAAAAGCAGCCUGUUUCUUUUA